Molecule: messenger RNA, 1287 nt
Organism: Drosophila innubila
Lineage: Eukaryota; Metazoa; Arthropoda; Insecta; Diptera; Drosophilidae
Product: exopolyphosphatase PRUNE1-like
Exons: 2
Coding region: 31-1218 (395 amino acids)
Cellular component (GO): cytoplasm
Molecular function (GO): exopolyphosphatase activity
Source: RefSeq, a predicted model, not a curated record
AAUGCCGACAAGGCGCUGAGCAGUGGACAAAUGGACUUUUUGAGCUUCUUGGUUAACUCACAGCGUCUAACGCAAUGGCGACCCUCUGGGGGACCGGAGCUUAUGUACAUUGCCCUAUCGCACGAGAGCUGUGAUCUGGACUCGGUGGUUAGCACAUUGGCAAUUGCAUAUUUGCGUCAUCGAAAUCCGGGAACCUUGCAACAUAACUAUAUGCCCGUAUUGAAUAUGCUGCGACGUGAUUAUUCCAGCAAGUCUGAGGUGCGCUUUCUGCUCGACAAGCAGCAAAUCACAGCGGAUCGACAUUUGGUCUUUCGAGACGAUGUGCCCGAGGAACUGUUGCUGAGAAGUCGCUUCAUCUUGGUGAAUCAUCAUGUGAGCCCAUUUCAUUACUGCACCGAGGAGGUCUACGACUAUCGGCCCUAUCAAUGCGAGGCUGCCCGGCUGCCCAUCUACUGUCAACGCAUAAUGCAUCCGAUGCAUUCGUGUGCCGCCCUCAUCACCGAACGCUUUGACAGUCCCAUAUACAACUAUACAAAUGUGCAUUGCCUGCGCGUCUACGAGUUGUUGCAUGCGGCAUUGUUGUUUCAGAAUAAUAACUUUAGCCAAUAUCCGUUGGAUCAGCUGCCGCAUGUGCGUGACUUUCAGCUGCUGCAGUUCCUGGAGAAGCAUCUGGGUGAGCUGGAGUUGCCACAGCGCAGCAUCUUGUACGAUACCCUGGUGAAGGCAGUGUUCGAUCUCAAUGAGCUGACGUUGCCACAAGUGAUGCGUCGCGAAUUCAAACUGUUGCGUGCCAACAAUGGCAGCCAUCUGGUUCGCAUUGCCCUCUGUUGUUUCCCCAUGGCAGUCACCCGAUUCAUUUCAUUCGAAUUCUCCCAAUUGGCAUUGCAGCAGUUUGCCGCGGAGCACAGCUGUGAUUUUAUCAUGCUCCUCGGCACGAGCAUGCAGCCAAGGGGAGGUUUGGUUAUCAAGGAGAUUGGACUUAUACCAUUGGAUGCACUGCGCGACAUGGAGGACAGACGCCUCUUCGAUCAUUUGAUUAUCAAUCUGAAUGCGACUUUGGAACCAUUUUUGGCUCUCGAGUCGUAUCGCGGUCUUGACUUUAUGCAGGGCGCUUUCUUCUAUUUGAAUGUGUGGAACAUUCAAUAUUAUGACAUGCUUAGUCUGAUGCAGCGUAUCAUAUACAACUGGGUGUCCGAGGAUGUUUAUUUGCCCAACUAACUCAUUAACUUCCAUGCUCAACGACUUGUAUUCUGAAUGUACUGCGAAUAAAAUCUUGCUGCAAAUUUA